AUGGGAAAGAGAGAACGCGAAGAGGCUACGGCCACAGUUGACGCCGAGGUCCACAAGAAGGCAAAGAAGGACAAGAAGGAGAAGUCCGAGGACCCUGAGAAGGCAGCCAGAAAGGCGGCAAGAAAGGCAGCAAAGGCAGCUGCUAAGGCAGAGGCCAAGAAGCAAAAGAAGGCCGCAAAGGCUGCUAAGACCGAGUCAACAAGCACCACCACCGAGGCCGUCGCUGCCCCCGUUGCCGCGACUGGUGGCUACACCGAGCAUCCUGGCUUGACCGCUCUGCCCCAAUCCGAAAUUGACGCUUUCAUCGCCGAGAAGUUCAUCUCCGUCACCGACGAGUCCAAGGCAUCGCCCGCUUACAGACCCAUCACCUCGUUCGACUACGUGCCCAUUACCGAUAAAGCCCAGCGUGCGCCGUUCGCCAACUUCAAGACCCCCUCGCCCAUUCAGGCUGCUGCAUGGCCUUACCUUUACGCUGGAAGAGAUGUCAUUGGUGUUGCCGAGACUGGUUCCGGCAAGACCAUGGGUUUCGGUGUUCCUUGUGUGAGAUACAUUUCUUCCCUAUCCGCCAAGGAGCAGAAGAAGGGCAUCAAGGCUUGCAUUGUCUCUCCUACCAGAGAGCUUGCUGUGCAGAUUCAGGAGCAGCUUAUCAAGCUGGCCGAGCCUGCAGGCUUGAAGGCCGUCUGUGUCUAUGGUGGUGUGAACAAGGACCAGCAGCGUGCCACUCUUACUGGUGCCCACAUUGUCGUAGCUACCCCUGGACGUUUGAACGACUUCGUCAGCGAGGGAUCUAUUGAUCUCAGCAACGUCACCUACGCUGUUCUGGAUGAGGCUGAUCGCAUGCUUGACAAAGGUUUCGAGGAGGAGGUUCGCAAGAUUCUCGGCAGCUGUGCACCCACUGGCCGCCAAACUCUCAUGUUCACCGCAACAUGGCCUCCGUCAGUACGUGAGCUCGCCGCUACCUUCAUGAAGAAGCCCGUCCGCAUCAACAUUGGUGAGAACACCACUGGAGAGCUCCGUGCCAACACCAGAAUUACCCAAGAAGUUGAGGUUAUGGACUCCUACGACAAGAACGACCGCCUCAUCUCCCUCCUCAAAAAGUACCAGAGUGGAAAGAACAAGGAGGACCGUAUUCUGGUUUUCUGCCUGUACAAGAAGGAGGCAACCAGAAUUGAGGGUUUCAUUCGUUCCAAGGGCUUCAACGUUGGUGGUAUCCACGGUGAUUUGAGCCAGGACCAGCGCCAAAGGAGUUUGGAUGCCUUCAAGGCCGGCAAGGUCCCUCUUCUUGUUGCCACUGAUGUCGCUGCCAGAGGUCUUGAUAUUCCCGCUGUCAAGGUUGUUAUCAACGUCACUUUCCCUCUGACUGUCGAGGACUACGUCCACCGCAUCGGUCGUACUGGCCGUGCUGGCCAGGAUGGCAGAGCCAUCACUUUCUUCACUGACCACGAGAAGGCUCUCGCUGGAGGUCUGAUCAACGUUCUCAAGGGCGCCAACCAGCCCGUUCCCGAGAAUCUCAUGAAGUUCGGUACCACCGUGAAGAAGAAGGCUCACGACGCAUACGGUGCUUUCUACAGAGAUCCUAGCGAGAUGAAGGCUGCCACUAAGGUCACCUUCGAUGAUUGAUUUGUUCUUGGGUAUACCUGACUGAAGCAUGCAUAUUACGGCGUUACGGAAGGAUAUUGUACGACAUAGAUGGUCCUUAGUUAUAUUCACCCAAAAGUAUUAUCUGAACCUGUAUAACCACUCUCAAGUCCAGAAUGCAGUGACUUGAACACACAAUUUGAGUUUGUCUCUCUCUGGCGAUAAUUAUUUUGCUAUCGCAGGCCUUGGCAGUUCUUCGGGGAUGUGAGACGGGCACCGUUGAGAGCGCGGCCUUGACAUCGGCGACCUUUAGCUUUACAGUCAUAGAUAAAGAUCACUUUGACUUUGAUCUC
This is a messenger RNA of Aureobasidium pullulans EXF-150, 1931 nucleotides long. RefSeq names its product DEAD-domain-containing protein. The record is from RefSeq and is a predicted model, not a curated record. Gene Ontology annotation, cellular component: nucleolus. The transcript has 2 exons. Bases 1 to 1620 code for a protein of 539 amino acids. Gene Ontology annotation, biological process: rRNA processing. Gene Ontology annotation, molecular function: RNA binding; RNA helicase activity; ATP binding. Lineage: Eukaryota; Fungi; Ascomycota; Dothideomycetes; Dothideales; Saccotheciaceae.